UUUUAUCAAUACCGACGUGAUGACCGAGAUCUAAAUUUUCAAUGUUUAGUCUACAAUAAACAAUUGAAAUAUGCAGUUAUUUAUUGGAAUAUUUUUAUUUGUUGCUUUCUCAAAUUUAGUAACAACAUUACCUUAUCAUGAAUUAGAAAGCCAGUCUUCACGAAUAGUCAAUGGGUAUGCUGUGGAUAUAUCAGAAGUUCCUUAUCAAGCGACUCUGAGGCGCAGAGUAGUAUCUGGUUGGGCACAUACUUGUGGAGCAGUAAUUAUUGGCACGAAAGCAGUUUUAUCAGCUGGUCAUUGUGCCGUCAAUUACGUGUCUGAUCCAUCACUUCUAAGAGUGGUUGUUGGCACAUCAAAUCGCCUUUCUGGCGGAAGAUCUUACGAUGUGUCCAGGGUGAUACUCCAUGAAGAUUACUCAGAGUCUACUUUAGAAAAUGAUAUUGUACUAUUGGUAACUGCAACUACUAUAGCUUCUAGUCAGUCAGUCAGUGCUGUACCAUUUGCACCUUCAAAUUUUGAUUUACCAGACGGUACUGAAGCUAUUGUGUCCGGCUUUGGUGCAACAGCAUAUGAAGGUGCAUCAUCCUCAAUACUCCUUGCUGCUAAAGUCAACAUAGUCUCUCAGCAAACCUGCGCAAGAGCAUACCUCAGAAUCGGUAGAAUUACUUCUGGAAUGAUCUGCGCGGGAGCAUCAGACCCAUCAAGAGAUGCUUGUCAAGGAGAUUCCGGGGGGCCUCUUGUAGCCAAAGACCAUUUGGUUGGUUUAGUCUCAUGGGGCGAAGGCUGCGCUGAUAGCGUUUACCCUGGAGUGUAUACUAGGAUUUCGGAGUAUGCGUCGUGGAUUGAAAAGAAUAUGGAGGAAAUUUGAAGGUAUUAAAAAUAGGAAUCAUUCUAAUAAGACCUACGCUUUCUGGUAUGCCAAUAGAAUGGGCACAUGGAGCACUUAAACAUUUCUAACAAGAUGAUCGAAAAUAAAAUAAAAACUGCUGUUUCUCAAAAAUAUUUGCUGAUAUCCAAAAAACAAACAAUAUUAACCAGUAAUCGAAAUAACACUUUAAAUUUUUACAUCGUACCUAAUUAGAGUAAGUAUCGGUAAAAAUAAUUCCGAAUUAAUUUUAUCGAUGAACGGCUAAUUAUGUGAACUUAUCGAUUGAUAAGUGAAGUUGGUUACAACAAUGGAGUUGGGCAACCUAAUUUGAAUAUAAACAACUUUCUACAUCGAUGUCAGUUACGGAUACCUGUACUAUAUAGUGUCAUUGACAUUAUUGUCACAGAAUAAACAGCCACAGAAGAUUUCUUAACACUUAAUAAUUUUACAUACAUACAUAUGAUCACGUCUUUAUCCCUUACGGGGUAGACAGAGCCAACAGUCUUGAAAAGACUGAUAAGCCACGUCCAGCUGUUUGGCUUAAUGAUAGAAUUGAGAUUCAAAUAUUGACGGGUUGCUAGCCCAUCGCCUAUAAGAAGAAUCCCAAGUUUAUAAGCCUAUCCCUUAGUCGCCUUUUACGACAUCCAUGGGAAUGAGAUGGAGUGGUCCUAUUCUUUUUUUUUUAUUGGUGCCGGGAACCACACGGCACAAUAAUUUUUAAGGUAAAUAGUACGUAAAAUAUUAUAGUACGGGUCGGAUCCUGUUGUUCGAAUUUAAUUAUCAAAUUACCAGUUAGAUACUUCUGGGACUUGUGUAAGUCUAUCUAGAAUAUCAUAACGUAGUAGUGUAAUGGAAAACUUUGAAUUCCAGUCCAAAUUCUCAAUUUUUUUUAAAUCAUAGAGCUGAUUGUGGUAUUUCAAUCUCUUUCGGACUGUUGGCUCUAUCUACCCCGUAAGGUCAUGUCAUUUAAGUUUUUAAGAUAUAAUAUUGUGUACUAAUUUCGCACACUUUUUAUUCUUUUACAUAAAGUGGAAACACAUUUCUUACUUCACAUGUAUAACACAUUAAGCAUGCUAAUUAAUUCAGAUGUUAUCAAAUAAUAAUGUUAUAAUUAAGUACUGUUAUGAUUUAUCUAAACUCAUAUACGUGUAUAUGUCAUGUUAUCGUAGUUACAUUUAUAUUAUAAUCUGUGAUGUAAUGCAUAAUUUUAAUAUGUUGCUAACAAAAUAGUAAUAAUGUGUUGUUAUAUUAUAUUGUUAACACUUUUAUUUAUUUCA
This is a messenger RNA of Amyelois transitella, 2145 nucleotides long. RefSeq names its product trypsin-1. Gene Ontology annotation, molecular function: serine-type endopeptidase activity. Gene Ontology annotation, biological process: proteolysis. Lineage: Eukaryota; Metazoa; Arthropoda; Insecta; Lepidoptera; Pyralidae. Bases 71 to 868 code for a protein of 265 amino acids. The transcript has 4 exons. The record is from RefSeq and is a predicted model, not a curated record.